ACUCAAAAACAAAAAAAAUAAGAAUCAACUCAAUGGCUUCUUCUUCUUCUUGUAUGUUAGUAUUCUCACCAUUACCAACUCUUUCAAUUUCUUCUUCCGUUCAUUCUUCACUCCCAAUCACCAAACCCCACAAUUUUCUUCAACUCAAAACAAGAAAAGACAGGCCAAUUAUACCACUUAGAGUAUCUGCACCUCCAACAACACCACCUAUUGAAGAACAAGAAUCAUCUACUAGUACUGUUAUACAAGAUGAUGAACAAGAUUUGUCUUCAUAUUCGAAGUUUUCAUGGAGGGAUAAUUGGUAUCCAGUUUCGCUUGUUGAGGAUCUUGAUCCAAGUUUGCCUACACCAUUUCAGCUACUGAAUAGGGAUAUGGUUAUCUGGUUUGAUAAAUCUGGGUCUCAGUGGGUUGUUCUUGAUGAUAAAUGCCCUCAUCGUCUUGCUCCACUAUCUGAAGGGAGAUUAGAUGAAAAUGGGCAUUUGCAGUGUUCAUAUCAUGGAUGGUCAUUUAACGGUUGCGGAUCUUGUACAAGGAUUCCUCAAGCUGCAUCUGAAGGACCUGAAGCUAAAGCGUUUCAGUCUCCGAGGGCCACUGCUACUAGAUUUCCUACUAUGGUUUCACAAGGACUACUCUUUGUUUGGCCUGACGAGAAUGGUUGGGAGAGAGCUCAGGCAACAAAGCCCCCUAUGUUGCCUGAAGAUUUUGAUAAGCCAGAGUUUGCAACAGUGACAAUUCAGCGUGAUUUGUUUUAUGGCUAUGACACUCUCAUGGAGAACGUCUCUGAUCCUUCUCACAUUGAUUUUGCGCAUCACAAGGUUACUGGAAGGCGUGAUAGAGCCAAGCCCUUGCCAUUCAAGAUGGAGGCCUCUGGACCCUGGGGUUUUGCCGGUGCAAACAAUGAUAAACCAAAAAUUAGUGCAAAAUUUGUCGCACCUUGUUACUCCAUGAAUAAAAUAGAGAUCGACACGAAGCUUCCAAUCGUGGGAGAUCAGAAGUGGGUGAUAUGGAUUUGUUCCUUCAAUGUACCAAUGGCACCAGGAAAGACCCGAUCAAUUGUUUGCAGUGCUCGAAACUUCUUCCAGUUUGCAGUGCCCGGGCCUGCUUGGUGGCAGGUUUUUCCGAGAUGGCAAGAACACUGGACUUCGAAUAAGGUGUAUGAUGGUGAUAUGAUUGUUCUUCAAGGUCAAGAAAAGAUUUUUCUUUCAAAGUCGAAAGAGAAUGGUACUGAUGUCAACAAGGAUUAUACAAAACUCACAUUUACACCCACUCAAGCUGAUCGUUUCGUCUUGGCUUUCCGAAAUUGGCUUAGACGGCAUGGCAAUAGUCAACCUGAAUGGUUCGGCAGCACAGACAACCAACCACUGCCUUCUACCGUCUUGUCCAAACGCCAGAUGAUGGACAGAUUCGAGCAACAUACACUCAAGUGUUCGUCUUGCAGAAAUGCUUACUACACAUUCGAGAGGUUGCAAAAGUUUCUAAUCGGCACAGUACUCGUGUGCUGUGCAACCGCUGGCAUUCCUUCUGACGUUAACCUACGCAUUAUCUUGGGCUCGUUAGCGAUUAUAAGCGCUGGAUUGGCAUACAUUCUCCAUGAACUGCAGAAGAAUUUCAUCUUUGUUGAUUAUGUACAUGCUGAAAUUGACUAGAAGUCUAGGGAAAUUUAGAACUCUAGUUGUAUAAAAAUUGUAUACUGCAGAGUGUAUUAUUCAUAUACAAUGUAUAUUUGUAAAGUUGCAUGCUAGAAAAUUUUGUUUCGGUUUUUAAA
This is a messenger RNA of Capsicum annuum, 1765 nucleotides long. Its product is annotated as pheophorbide a oxygenase, chloroplastic. Gene Ontology annotation, cellular component: chloroplast thylakoid. The record is from RefSeq and is marked provisional. NCBI's taxonomy places the organism in Eukaryota, Viridiplantae, Streptophyta, Magnoliopsida, Solanales, Solanaceae. Gene Ontology annotation, molecular function: pheophorbide a oxygenase activity; chlorophyllide a oxygenase activity; 2 iron, 2 sulfur cluster binding.